UGCAAUAUAUGCAGCAAGUUGGUAAGCAUGGGGGCUGAGAAAGGCAAAAGUAAAAAUUCAACAAACAUGUGGAGUCACUUGAAGGCAAACCACCAACAGGAUUACAAAGAGGCAGUAAAAGAAAAAGAAGAUGCAGCGGCUGCUGCCUCUGCCAGUCUCAGUCAGCCUACUGUAGCACAAAUGUUUGAUUCACAAAGAAAAUGGCAAAAUUCUGACCAGAGGUCAAAAAAGAUUGAUACACAAAUACUUGAAAUGAUUGCUACAGACAACCAGCCAUUUACAGUGGUCUCGGAUGUUGGCUUUCGGCGUUUGAUUGCAACACUGGAACCCCGGUAUAGCCUCAAGACUGAAAAAUACUACCUUACAGACGUGCUGGAAAACAUAAUGAAAGGUGUGGAGAGGAAAAUCAAAACACUGAUCACCCCAGAGAAUGCUGGCCCUCAUUUGUCGUUCACGACAGACUGUUGGUCUGGGGAGACGGAAUCACUGAUGAGUCUAACAUGCCAUUUCAUUAAUAGUGACUGGGAAAGAAAACAAGUGGUACUAAAUGUUAAGGCCAUGUCUGGCUCCCACACUGGAGAAUACAUCAGCAAGAUGCUCCUUAGCAUGCUGAAACAUUGGGACAUCACCCACGACAGAGUUGUGCUUGUGCUCUGAGACAGUGGUGCUAAUAUGGGAACUGU
Micropterus dolomieu (smallmouth bass) is the source of this 683-nucleotide messenger RNA. Its product is annotated as zinc finger BED domain-containing protein 4-like. The coding region runs from base 28 to 657 and encodes 209 amino acids. The record is from RefSeq and is a predicted model, not a curated record. The transcript has a single exon. Lineage: Eukaryota; Metazoa; Chordata; Actinopteri; Centrarchiformes; Centrarchidae.